AUCCUGAAAAACAGAAAAUGCAUUUUGAAACCCUUGUUGGCAGGGGUGGGGCUGCAUUUCCCAUCCAUGAAAUGCACUAACCACAGCCUCUCGGUGCUGGCUGGCGGUGGCAUCCCGCCCACCUUUCAAUUCACCUCAACCUCCACUGGCAACACCCUUGUUUUUCCAGUUUGGAACUUGCUAAAGUAAAAAAAAAAAAGUGUCAACUGACCCGAAGUCUUAAUAGAAGCAUUUGAUGUGGGCGUACUCUACAGAGACACUCAAGACUUUACUGAUGAACACUCAGAAGAUAAAGAGUUAUAACAACUAAACUAAGACAUUAAAAGGAAAAUACCAGACGCUACUCCGCAGGUUGCCUUAACUGCCAAUUAAUGGAUACAUUUAAAUCCUCCUGAAUCAACAAAACAACCAGGUAGCUAAGAAGAAACACAAGCCAUGGACAACCUCACCUCUGUGGCUGGGAAUGGCAGCCUGUGCACCAGAGAUUACAAAAUCACCCAGGUCCUCUUCCCGCUCCUCUAUACCGUCCUCUUUUUUGUUGGACUCAUCAUAAACAGCCUGGCAAUGAGGAUUUUCUUUCAAAUCCGCAGUAAAUCCAACUUUAUUAUUUUUCUUAAGAACACAGUCAUUUCUGAUCUUCUCAUGAUUCUGACUUUUCCAUUCAAAAUCCUCAGUGAUACCAAGCUGGGAACGGGACCACUGAGAACCUUUGUAUGCCAAGUGACCUCUGUCAUAUUUUAUUUUACAAUGUACAUUAGUAUUUCAUUCCUGGGACUGAUAACUAUUGAUCGUUACCAGAAAACCACCAGGCCAUUUAAGACAUCCAAUCCCAACAAUCUCUUGGGGGCUAAGAUUCUCUCCGUUGUAAUCUGGGCAUUCAUGUUCUUGAUCUCUUUGCCCAACAUGAUUCUGACCAACAGGAGGCCAAGAGAAAAGAAUGUGAAGAAAUGCUCGUUCCUCAAAUCGGAGUUUGGUCUGGUCUGGCAUGAAAUAGUCAAUUACAUCUGUCAAGUCAUUUUCUGGAUUAAUUUUUUAAUUGUCAUUGUAUGUUAUACACUUAUUACAAAAGAACUGUACAGGUCAUAUGUCAGAACAAGGGGUGUAGGCAAAGUUCCUAGGAAGAAGGUAAACAUCAAAGUUUUCAUUAUCAUUGCUGUGUUUUUUAUUUGUUUUGUUCCUUUCCAUUUUGCCCGCAUUCCCUAUACCCUGAGCCAGACCAGGGAUGUCUUUGACUGCUCUGCUGAAAAUACUCUGUUCUAUGUUAAAGAGAGCACCCUUUGGUUAACUUCCUUAAAUGCAUGCCUGGAUCCAUUCAUCUACUUUUUCCUUUGCAAGUCCUUCAAAAACUCCUUAAUGAGUAUGCUGAAGUGCCCCAAUUCUGCAACAUCUCUAUCUCAAGAAAACAGGAAAAAAGAACAGGAUGGUGGUGACCCAAGUGAAGAGACUCCAAUGUAAACCAAAUGAGGUAAUAUUUCAAUCUGUAAGUGGUUGGAAUACACAAAAGGAAAACACUGUGUAAAAAUACUGGCUAAACAGUAAGCUGAGUCAGUAACAAUGACUCUUUAAACAAGUAGUAGAAAACUACAGAAGUAAUUUUCAUUUACUUUUCCAGUAUGAAAAAGCUAUCUUAAAAUACAGAAAAGAAACCUAACAUAGAGAUAUGGGUAGCAAAACAAACUGUAUCUAAUUACCACGGUUACAAGCCAAACUACAGAGAACUCAUGAUUUGUAGAGUGUUGGCAAAAUGGGUAACCAUAUAAUAUCUACUGUAAUCCUUUAAAUACGUUACUGAGCACAAUGUUAUUAUCAAGUUAUAGUCAACUAAGGGAGAAUGAUAAAUCUGAUAAAAAAUCUUCUGACCAAAAAUUAUACUAAGAUGUAUAUACAUCCGAGACCGUAACCAAAUGCUCAUCUACUGUGAUACUCAUUAUAAAGAUUUAAGUGGGACACACAAAGAAUAGUUACUACUAACUUCUAAUUAUUAGCAAAAAUCUUAGGAAAUUUAAACUAAUUGAAAUGGUAAUUGGACUGAUUUUUUUAAAUUUUCAUUAAGAAGAUAGAGGUUUAAAAAUACCUUUCCAAUAAAGGAGCAGAAAUAGCAAAGUUAUUAAAAUGGUUACUUUUAUGACAUUCUAAAACCAAAAAAUCCUGAGUAUUUCCUUAAUACUAGAGAAACCAGUUUUAUUAAUAUUUUGACAAUUUUACUCAGUACAGUACCACCAUUGCCACUUACCUUUAUUAACUAGCUUCUAGAAAUUAAGUACUACUUGGGUUAAUGAAUAUUUCCUUUAAUGAGAAAAACAAAUGUGAUUAUGCGGUUGCAAAGCAUAACUAGUAACAGAAAAGUAGUUAAAAUGUUUGUAAUUACUGGUUUGUCAUUUGUGU
Molecule: messenger RNA, 2385 nt
Organism: Lynx canadensis (Canada lynx)
Lineage: Eukaryota; Metazoa; Chordata; Mammalia; Carnivora; Felidae
Gene: P2RY12
Product: purinergic receptor P2Y12
Exons: 3
Coding region: 436-1455 (339 amino acids)
Biological process (GO): G protein-coupled receptor signaling pathway; blood coagulation
Cellular component (GO): membrane
Molecular function (GO): G protein-coupled purinergic nucleotide receptor activity
Source: RefSeq, a predicted model, not a curated record